Messenger RNA from Entrophospora sp. SA101, 552 nucleotides. NCBI's taxonomy places the organism in Eukaryota, Fungi, Glomeromycota, Glomeromycetes, Entrophosporales, Entrophosporaceae. The record is from the annotation of a GenBank genome assembly.
AUGAAAAAUGUUCAAUUAUUCUCGAAAAAAAAUGAAGAAGACGUUGUUGGAAGAAAUCAAACAAAUCAACCUAAAAAAAAGACUGAAGGAAAACCAGAAGUUUAUACCAACAAAAAUGCUGCUCCAAAAAUAGCAAAUCCUGCUCCUCUUGUUCAUAAUGCUGGUUCUCCCACGAUUGUUAUUCCUAACAUUGUGGUUGGUUUAGCCUUAUUCUAUGGUGGUCUUGUACAACUUUUAGCCGGAAUGUGGGAAUUUAAAACUGGUAAUACCUUUGGUGCCACCGCUUUCUCAUCUUACGGUGGUUUUUGGUUAUCGUUCGGCGUGAUUUUCAUUCCUGGUUUCAAUAUUGCCGGUGCUUACGGUGAUAAUAAAGGACAAUUUGAAACUGCAGCACUUGGUAAAUUCACUAACGAAACUGUAUCAAAAACUGGCGGUGUAUUCGGUAUAAUUACUGCUUUCAUUGCUUGGUAUUGUGCUCUGGCUGGUCUUUUAACACCUGAAAAUUCUUACUUCACUUUACCUGUCGUUGAUUUAAGUCGUAAAAAUUAUUAA